AUGCGCUCUGGGCUUCUGAUGUCGAUGCUUACAAAAUCAAACUUACGAAAGGCAACUACAACCAGUGGUACGCAAACUGAUUCCAGUGCAAGCGCGAGUACAAGUACAUCAGGAAGCUCCAGUAGUGUUUUUUCUCUCCCACCUCUAACCGCUGAGCAGACGCCCCUCCCUAUGGACGUUUCGGCUACCUCUUCGAGUAUUGGGACUUCUCACGGUCCGACGGACAUAUCAGAGCUCUCCGCGCCAAGUCCUCCUGCUCCCACUGUGAGAAUAGUCAAUGUAACUACAGAUAGGGGUGAAGAAGUGGAGCCCAUACUAUCGAAGGAAUAA
Messenger RNA from Plasmopara halstedii, 330 nucleotides. RefSeq lists its product as uncharacterized. The coding region runs from base 1 to 330 and encodes 109 amino acids. Lineage: Eukaryota; Oomycota; Peronosporomycetes; Peronosporales; Peronosporaceae. The record is from RefSeq and is a predicted model, not a curated record. The transcript has a single exon.